CAGUGCAUUUCCCUCUCCUAAAAAACUUAAGCUAAAUAUAUCUUGAAGAUUCCAAACGAGUCUUGGGCAGCACUUCUUGCUUGCAGAGCUUCUUCCCCGGGGAUCAGUUUUGUUUCGAUCUUGGCCGUGAAAGCACUAAUCGAGCAAUGUGGAAGAUACUAGUCGUGGUUCUUAGUAGUAUUAUACUAGCUGCUUCUCUUCCCAGUGACGAGCAGCCAGUAGCGAAUGCUAAUGAACAAAGUACAAUCAGCACGACGGCGGCCAGCUCUUCGAUAUCCACCGCAGCCAACCCAACCCAGUCUACGACGCAAUCAUUGGAAGAAUCUCCAGAGCCAUCGAUAUUAGUCACCAGUGGUAGCACCAGUACAACACCGUCAGAAGAAGAUGCAGAAAAAGAGGAGACUUCGACAUCAAAAACUAGAAUUACAUUCGACCAGCGCCAAGAAGGUCAUUAUAACAUUCGCGCAGAUUUGGAAAAUUUCAUGAUAAUUGUCGUCCCACCGAACCCAAUGGCCGGAAUGGGUUUGUUGGAUCUUCUGGCAGAAUCGGCGCUGAAGAGGUCAAAUGUGAAAAAAAUGUCCAAGAAGCAUCAUCUAUUGAGUAAGAUGGGUUUGAGGAAAGCCGAUGAUUCGAGGAUCGGUGCCUUCUUGCAACGCGCCCAGCAACGGCAAAGUGUUGACCCUCCAUUGGUGAGGACCGGUGAAUACAUUGAGGGUCGCACUCCAUACAGUGUUGAUAUCUCCAGUUCAGAGAGCGAUGUCGGCAACUUCAACGGCAAUAGUCAGGUCGGAAUGGUUCCUCCUCCACCCUAUCCCAUGCAGUUCCAUCACCUCGCUCCUGUCGACGGGUACUCAUCCUCACCACAAGGCAAGCUCUUUGAGAUCUUCAGUCGAUUCGGAGAAAGACGCUUCCCGAAGGCCAUCAGCCACCAUUCCAUAGAUGCCAAGGAGCUACAAAGUAAUCGCGUCCAAUCAGUGACUGAUGGAAGAAGUUACAACAAUCACCAAGUAUCUCUAUCUAAUGACGACGAAGAACCAGGUCCUCCGAAAAAUCCCACUGAAACGAAAAAAUACGUCGAUCUAGUGAACGCAGGAUCGCUUCCUCUGGCAGAUGAUUUGGAGCUCAACGGUGGGCGGUACCAAACAAGGUCAGCUGCCGCAAUUUUGAGCCCUAUCGAUCGGAAUUGGGAACUGAAACUUAUCGGCGCCAGUGAACAAUGCGGCCCCGGAAGAAGGAGGAACAGUUACGGCAUUUGUCAAUUUGUCCCAGAUAUUAAUUAGAGCGGAUAUGAAUAUUUAUGACUUUCUUUCUUAUCUUAAGUGUAACAUCGAAUAUCUUAUACUUGAUGCAGAGUGCUUUGCCAUUUUGAUGCUAUGCAUACAACAAUUAUUAUUCUUGGUUGUUAUAAAAAUAUUUUCUCAUGAAAUUUUUAUAUUUGAAAGUGUUUACGAAAAGGGAGGCAGAAUAUGCUCUAAAUUAAUUGUACUUUAAGGGUAAAUAUAUUCC
Molecule: messenger RNA, 1506 nt
Organism: Hermetia illucens (black soldier fly)
Lineage: Eukaryota; Metazoa; Arthropoda; Insecta; Diptera; Stratiomyidae
Exons: 1
Coding region: 147-1280 (377 amino acids)
Source: RefSeq, a predicted model, not a curated record